Molecule: messenger RNA, 1831 nt
Organism: Trametes versicolor FP-101664 SS1
Lineage: Eukaryota; Fungi; Basidiomycota; Agaricomycetes; Polyporales; Polyporaceae
Exons: 2
Coding region: 129-1670 (513 amino acids)
Source: RefSeq, a predicted model, not a curated record
CCAUACUCUCGCGAGUCCCAACUCUCAUCUUUCGGCCAUUGACUCAUAUAUACCCGCAGAGAAUUCGCGGCUCAGUAAUCCGCGACAUCUCAAUCUUUGGUUUUAUCGCUCGGUUUCUCUCACAAACUAUGUCCUCCGCAGGGCCCAGCAGACCCCGCGUCGUCACCCUCACCGCUGAUCAGCUUCUUGGUACAAGCCUGACCCCCACUCGGCCCCAUAACAAGCACAAGAACAACAGCGCACCACGAGUGCUCACAAUUGAAGAUCUUCUAGGCUCCGGACUGACCGUCGCACGACCAACCUCGCGACCGGCAGUUCCACGAUCUUCCCCGAGACCUACCUCCUCACGGGCCUCUGGCUCCUCAAGUAAUCGCACUGCUCCAAAUCCACGCCUCGUGCGGGUCACUGCGGAUGAGGUGCUCAGAACAGGCAUACCUGUGCGCACACUGCAGGCGGUGAAGGCCCGAUCGCAAGUCCUCUCGGCCGAAGAACUCUUGGCAACUCCUAGUUCGCGCUCGUCUACUCAGCGCCCCGUUCAAACUCGGGGUCGCGCAACUGUAGCUCAGUCGGGCCCGGGGUCGAGUAGUGGGGGCAGCAGUGGCUCUACGGUGACUGGUGCCAACGCUGCUGGGGGAUCUUCGGCGGCGGCGGGCUCUCAUGGCACACGAUCAGCAGCUCCGCACGCGAGUCGUAACAACGAAGCCUCAGGACACUCUCAAAGUCGCAAUCCUCGUGCCGCUCGCCGUAGCAUGAGUCUGGGCUCUAUGCGAACGCUGCCCAUAUACACGCAGGAGCCCGGCGAUUCCGAGGUGGUCAUAGACCGUGGCGCGACCGAGCUCGAGGAUGACGACGAGAUCCCGAUAACGGUCAUGUCUCCAGUAGACGAGAGCGAGCCGAACGCAGACAAUUCCGCAAGCGCCGGCCCGACGUCCUCGCCGCCAGGUUCCCCCAGCGAGACGGAAGGAGCGUCGCCCAGUCGUCAGCUCAGUCCCAUUGACGCCAUGUCAUCUGUCGCGUCAUCUCUCCCAAACGACCUUACACCGCUGCCGCCAUGGACGUCUAUCUACGCAGACGCGGCUCCGUCGUACGAAGCGGCAAUGAGCACGCCAAACCUCCACAUCUAUCGCGAGCGUCAGGAUAACGUCCCGCUACCCCGCUUGACAAAUCCCGCGUUCAAUGGGCCACCUCUAGCCAUAACCACAUCCACCGCGCCCGUCCCUGUAUCUUCCUCGCCGGUACUUGGCUCUACGCUUUCACCCCCAGGUUCUUCGACUUUGUCCAGUCCUGACACGACCUCCCCGCGCCCUACGGUUCGAGUGGUAACCCCGCAAGCUCCGUCUGCCACCCGCGCCUCGCCCGGGUCGCGCAGUCCAGCAAGCCCAUCCAGCCCCUCUGGAGAGCGGGCAGACGGCGCCGAGACGCCGCGCCGCCGGUUCGGAUUUAUGUCCAUCUUCCACUCGCGCAGCUCCAGCCGCCUCCGCGCUCGUUCGCACUCGCACUCGUCGGCGCAAGGACCGUCGUCGAGCUCGGGGUCGGUGGCGCCCUCUCCUGGACGCGUCGCGUCGCCGGACUUGCUCUCGCCGCGGCCGACGCGGCCGUUCCAUCGCUUCUCCCAAUCCGCAUCCGGGUCGAUGCUGAACCUCCCCUCGUGCUCGCGCGCGGACAAUUAAAUAUCUUCUCCCACAUUAGAGUGUGCUCCCAUUCUCCUCCCUUCCCCACUCUGCUCCCCGCUUUAUUUACUGUAAUAUGUAUCACCACUCUAUGCACUCCCCUCAUCAUACCUAGCGCCUUUAGAGCGCUCGUCCCUUCAUGCUUCAUCAUUUGUACACAC